UGCAAAAGAGGCCGGCUCUAGAGAUUCCGAGUCACUCCGAAACAGAGGAUAUCAGCAAGCGCGGCAGCACAGGGCACGGAUUGGCCUACCUCGAACCGGAAUUCCACGCUCCAUGAUUCGGUACUCGCCAAACUCGUUGGUCUCGCUGGUGAAAGCUUCUCGUAGCAGCAGUACUAGCGGCUCGUACGGACAUCUGUCGGAUAGUGCGCUGGGACCGGCGCUUUUUGCCGGGUCUACCCGGACAUCAUCUGCCUACAGCCAGCAUGUUCCCGCUUCACCAUCCGCCUCAGCUGGGACAUUUUUUGGCCAAGUCGCAGCAAAUCAACGAACUCUCUAGCAAUAAGCAGGAAUAGACAACCUCCGUGUCCAACCAGUGACACGACAAGAGGCGGACAGCACAAGCAAUGCUCUGCAGAAGACAUCCCGCGUUAUACGUGAACCAGCCCCGCACGUCCUAAUGCACAAGACAAGUCCUUCGAACGGGUCGGCCAUGUUUGAAGUUUGCUGCAAAGCAUACUCCCAGCUUAAGAACCUCAAAACCCAUCUGCGAUCACACACCGGCGAAAAGCCGUAUACCGGCGAGUACCCGGGUUGUAGCAAGGCGUUCAACAACGUGUCCGACCAUGCAAAACACCAGAACCGCACCUACAGCAUUGCGAAUCACUACCCGGAGGACAUGCAGAGUGGCAAGACAACGAGCAUGAGCAGUCGGAGCAUCAAGUUGGAGUCGGACGCACACUCGCCGGGUCAACCGCCGAUCAGUAGUCCGAUGUCGAUCUCGGCGCUUACUGCUAGGCUGAUGGACGAUUGCGACGGUGGCAGCAUGCAGCUGGGCAGUCUCGAAGUUGAUCCGGCUUGGCCGUACGCGGACGAGGAUUUGGAGUCGCCGAUCUGCCAUUUGUCCUGCGGGAAAUUGUUGACCUCGGUGGUCCGGCCACAGCGACAGCUGGUGCUCGCCUACCGGAAGUACUCGGAAUCGGUUCAAGAACCAAGGCACGACUCCGUCAUCGCCCCUCGCCAAGGACAACUGCCAGACGACGGAUGGGAGUUUUACGACGUCUGCCGCUGUCGUGAAACACCAACACGAUGAUGUCGAACGCGUACCUGAACCCGG
Messenger RNA from Culex quinquefasciatus (southern house mosquito), 1114 nucleotides. RefSeq names its product zinc finger protein GLIS1-like. Bases 458 to 1090 code for a protein of 210 amino acids. Gene Ontology annotation, biological process: regulation of transcription by RNA polymerase II. The transcript has 6 exons. Lineage: Eukaryota; Metazoa; Arthropoda; Insecta; Diptera; Culicidae. Gene Ontology annotation, molecular function: DNA-binding transcription factor activity, RNA polymerase II-specific; RNA polymerase II cis-regulatory region sequence-specific DNA binding. The record is from RefSeq and is a predicted model, not a curated record. Gene Ontology annotation, cellular component: nucleus.